Molecule: messenger RNA, 1240 nt
Organism: Neltuma alba
Lineage: Eukaryota; Viridiplantae; Streptophyta; Magnoliopsida; Fabales; Fabaceae
Product: AUGMIN subunit 2-like
Exons: 6
Coding region: 197-1105 (302 amino acids)
Biological process (GO): spindle assembly; microtubule nucleation; microtubule organizing center organization
Cellular component (GO): mitotic spindle microtubule
Source: RefSeq, a predicted model, not a curated record
CCUUUAGCAUUUCCCAAGUUUCCAUUUUGGUCAUUGAAGUGAAGCAUUCGGCUGAAGCAAAGCCAAGUUUCUUUCUUCCCAUUCAAAUUUUCUUCCGCCCCUCCUCUUCAACGAAGCCCAAUUUCUCCUUCGGUUCAAUUUGUGCUCAUUCAGAGACAGUGCACUCUUUUUCCUCUUCCGGUGUUUGUAUUUCAAAAUGUCGAUGGGGGGUGACUCCACUUGGGUUGGUAGGAAGCCUCUCAGACGCAUUGGGGGUAUGUCAGACGCUCUUUCUAUUGCCUCCGAUCUUGGCUUCUCUGUCUCCUCUCCUCCUUCCCAGGAAGAACUUCAUAAUUCAUCCUCUACUACAGGCGAAAAGGGUGAAGACUUAAUCAGGGUUCUGAGAGAACUAACUACUGUACAAAGAAAAAUAGCCGAUUUGCAAGUGGAACUUCAGGGUCGCAAGGAUGAUAAAAAUGUUGCACAUUUGACCCAUGUGAGUGAAAUGGAAAAGAAGAUCGAGACAUUGGCAAGGAUUACAACUAUACUGAAAGAUGUUAUUCAAAAUAAGGAUCGCAUUAUAGCUCGCCUACAGCAACCUUACUCACUUGAUUGCAUUCCUGUAGAAGCAGAAUAUCAGAAACAAUUCUCUGAACUACUGAUGAAGGCAGCUAGCGAUUAUGGUGCCUUGACUGCAUCAGUGGCAGACUUCCAUUGGAGUCAGAAUUUCAAGGAACCUCCUUCUGUCUGGGGGGAAAUGCUUCGACCAAUCCCAGUGGCUUUGGCAUCUUGCACUCGGUUCUUUGAAGCCAUGUCGGCAAUGAGAGAAUCGUUUGCAACUCUUCAAAAUCUGAGAGUUGGUUAUUCUGAUACCCUCGGGCCUAGGACUCCUGCCGGAGAUCCCUCGCAAAGACUUCCAGGAGUUUCUGAUUGCGUGACUCCGCCACAAUGGAAAAACGAAUCAAGUUUCGAUGACUUGGCUAUCAGAAAUCCGAGGAGGCAAGAAUUGGGUCAGCAGGGAGCAGCAGAUGGAGAAGAGGGCCAAGCAGGUGAGAUCCCUCAAGAUAAUGGUUCAAGCCACAGGAGAUUGUCUUGGCCUCCCUCAGUUCAAAAGAAUGUUGUGUAAUCCUUGAUAUUGUUAAUGUGUCCCUAUGCCAAAAAUAUCACAUAACAUCUCAAACCGUUUGUGCAGCUCAAUUGUUUGUUUAUCUCUACUCAUUUGGUUUUAUAACUAGUGUUUGUGCAGCCUGAUUCACUGAUC